UAUGUCUAAGGACAUCUUAUAAAGAUGUACUUAACUUUCAGCAUAUAAAAACACCAAUUUAAUACCCAUUUUAAAGAGUUCAAAAUAACAUUUUACUUAUAGGAUAUGAGAUAUACUUACAUGUAUAUGUAUUACAUAUGCUACAUGUAUAUAUACAUGUAUAUGUACUAUAUACUAUAUGCAGUACCAUAUUUUACUUGCAAUAUGUAAUACACCAUUUCUAAUGUUUCUGCCAGAAAAAGUAAAUUCCUUGCCGCCUUCUAUCUCAUCAUUGUAGUCUGCUUAACUUCUCUCACUGCUUGCCAGCAUCGAAUUACGAGAACUAAUGGGGAUGCCAUUGAUGAGAUUGCGUAUUUCAUACUAUUCGUUAUUAAACCUUAGAGGCCUCUUCAUGUUCCUUGCUCUAAUCCUCAAAGAGGGCAGGUGUGGAGGGUGCAGCGUUCCAGAGUAGACUUCCUCAUGACCGGAUGACUUCUCAAGAAGCAGCUUGUUUUCCAGAUAUCAUCAGUGGACCACAGCAGACCCAGAAGGUCUUUCUAUUUAUUAGAAACCGCACAUUGCAGUUGUGGUUGGAUAAUCCAAAGAUUCAGCUGACUUUUGAGGCUACUCUACAACAAUUAGAAGCACCUUACAACAGUGAUACUGUGCUUGUCCACCGAGUUCACAGCUAUUUAGAGCGUCACGGUCUUAUCAACUUCGGCAUCUAUAAGAGGAUAAAGCCCCUCCCAACUAAAAAGACAGGAAAGGUAAUUAUUAUAGGCUCUGGAGUCUCAGGCUUGGCAGCAGCUCGUCAAUUACAAAGUUUUGGAAUGGAUGUCACACUUCUGGAAGCUAGGGAUCGUGUAGGUGGACGAGUUGCCACAUUUCGCAAAGGAAACUAUGUAGCUGAUCUUGGAGCCAUGGUAGUAACGGGGCUUGGAGGGAAUCCCAUGGCUGUGGUCAGCAAACAAGUAAAUAUGGAACUGGCCAAGAUCAAGCAAAAAUGCCCACUUUAUGAAGCCAAUGGACAAGCUGUUCCUAAAGAGAAAGAUGAAAUGGUAGAACAAGAGUUUAACCGGUUGCUAGAAGCUACAUCUUACCUUAGUCAUCAGCUAGACUUCAAUGUCCUCAAUAAUAAGCCCGUGUCCCUUGGCCAGGCAUUGGAAGUUGUUAUUCAGUUACAAGAAAAGCAUGUUAAAGAUGAGCAGAUUGAACAUUGGAAGAAGAUAGUGAAAACUCAGGAGGAAUUGAAAGAGCUUCUUAAUAAGAUGGUAAAUUUGAAAGAGAAAAUUAAAGAGCUCCAUCAGCAAUACAAAGAAGCAUCUGAAGUCAAGCCACCCAGAGAUAUCACGGCUGAGUUCUUGGUGAAGAGCAAACACAGGGAUCUGACUGCCCUGUGCAAGGAAUAUGAUGAGUUAGCUGAAACACAAGGAAAACUAGAAGAAAAACUUCAAGAAUUGGAAGCCAAUCCCCCAAGUGAUGUAUACCUCUCGUCAAGAGACAGACAGAUACUUGAUUGGCAUUUUGCAAAUCUUGAAUUUGCUAAUGCCACACCUCUUUCUACACUCUCCCUUAAACAUUGGGAUCAGGAUGAUGACUUUGAGUUUACUGGCAGCCACCUCACAGUGAGGAAUGGCUACUCAUGUGUGCCUGUGGCGUUAGCAGAAGGCCUAGAUAUUAAAUUGAAUACAGCAGUUCGGCAGGUUCGCUACACAGCUUCAGGAUGUGAAGUGAUAGCUGUGAAUACCCGCUCCACCAGCCAGACCUUUAUUUAUAAAUGUGAUGCGGUUCUCUGUACCCUCCCCUUGGGUGUGUUGAAGCAGCAGCCACCAGCUGUCCAGUUUGUGCCGCCUCUUCCCGAGUGGAAAACAUCUGCAGUUCAAAGGAUGGGAUUUGGCAAUCUUAACAAGGUGGUGUUGUGUUUUGACCGGGUGUUCUGGGAUCCAAGUGUCAAUUUGUUCGGGCAUGUCGGCAGUACGACUGCUAGCAGGGGUGAGCUCUUCCUCUUCUGGAACCUCUACAAAGCUCCAAUACUAUUGGCACUAGUGGCAGGAGAAGCUGCUGGCAUCAUGGAAAACAUAAGUGAUGAUGUGAUCGUUGGCCGAUGCCUGGCCAUUCUCAAAGGGAUUUUUGGUAGCAGUGCAGUGCCCCAGCCCAAGGAAACGGUGGUGUCUCGCUGGCGUGCUGAUCCCUGGGCCCGGGGCUCCUAUUCCUAUGUGGCUGCAGGCUCAUCUGGGAAUGACUAUGAUUUAAUGGCUCAGCCAAUCACUCCUGGCCCCUCAAUUCCAGGUGCCCCACAGCCAAUUCCACGACUCUUCUUUGCUGGAGAACACACAAUCCGUAACUACCCAGCCACCGUCCAUGGUGCUCUGCUGAGUGGCCUUCGAGAAGCAGGAAGGAUUGCAGACCAAUUCUUGGGAGCCAUGUACACCCUGCCUCGCCAGGCCACACCAGGUGUCCCUGCACAGCAGUCCCCAAGCAUUUGAAACAAAUGUACCCUAAGGGAAGAGGCGGACGUGUGUGUCUUUUGCUGUGUAAGCAAAGUUCUUCUAGCAAUAGAUUCCUGAGAAACCGGCCCUGGCUUUUGGGCUUCCCGUCAGUUGCCGAAGUUCAGGAUGGCCAGGUGGCCCAGGAGGUGGUCUCCUUUGAGUGACUUGGAGCCAGGGAUGAAGGCACUUGUCCAUUUAGUGUGGAAGUGUGUGUUCUUCAAGACGGAGGCAAGCAAGUGCUAUGAGAGAACAUGUUAGUCUCUUGGUGUGGUAGUUUUUUUUAUAUUUUG
This is a messenger RNA of Myotis lucifugus (little brown bat), 2758 nucleotides long. RefSeq names its product lysine demethylase 1A (gene KDM1A). Gene Ontology annotation, molecular function: flavin adenine dinucleotide binding; oxidoreductase activity; protein binding. The transcript has 18 exons. Gene Ontology annotation, cellular component: nucleus. The coding region runs from base 468 to 2465 and encodes 665 amino acids. NCBI's taxonomy places the organism in Eukaryota, Metazoa, Chordata, Mammalia, Chiroptera, Vespertilionidae. The record is from RefSeq and is a predicted model, not a curated record. Gene Ontology annotation, biological process: regulation of DNA-templated transcription.